AUGGUUAAGAAUCAGAUUCAAUUAUCUCACGACAAUAUGAUAAACUUGAACAGCAACAGUGAAUACCCGAUGGCAUUUUCUCAUCAUUUAACUUUAAGUGAUCAACAAUUACAAAACAAUCUUUAUACAACUACUUCGACGUUCGUUGGCAUAAAAGAUAAAAACGAUUUCUUAUUUAAAAAUCAGAAGUUUGAUUACAUUAACAACAAUACAAGUUCCAUAAUUACAAAUGAAAUCUUCUCAAACCCUUCAAAAGAUUGUGAAAAUUCUAAAAACUUUUCUGUCAAUAAUUUACUUCGACCACAAUCGGACUCGAACACAAAAAUAAAUGUGGAUUCUUCUAUUUCAACACUAAGCUUACCAGAUCUUAUGCAUGAUGCUGAUACUUCAUCCGGGAAAAAGCCGAGAAGAAAUCGAACAACAUUUACAUCCCUUCAACUUACAGCAUUAGAAAAAAUAUUCGAAAGAACACAUUAUCCUGACGCAUUUGUUCGUGAAGAAUUAGCACAAAAAGUUGGCUUGACAGAAUCUCGAGUACAAGUUUGGUUUCAAAAUCGUCGAGCGAAAUUCCGUCGCAACGAGAGAUCGAUUAGUGGAGUUCGUUCAUCUUCGGUUUCAUCUUCAACUGUUAUCCCUUCAUCACCACAAAAGUCAACGAUGUCGCAUGAAAAAGCAAUGAAUCAAAUUGACUUUCCUUCACCUUAUCAACUUGGCCUUAGUACUUUAGGCAUGUUUCAACCCUCAGUAUCGUCAACUAACUCAUUUAAAACAAGUGAACAUAUAAAUUCUUAUGGGAAUUCAUAUCAUCCUUAUACUCAGUAUCAACAAAACUACAAUAAUUAUUGUGUUAAUAACUUCCGUUAUAAAGCACCCUAUUAG
Messenger RNA from Clunio marinus, 879 nucleotides. NCBI's taxonomy places the organism in Eukaryota, Metazoa, Arthropoda, Insecta, Diptera, Chironomidae. The record is from the annotation of a GenBank genome assembly.